Messenger RNA from [Candida] anglica, 2370 nucleotides. NCBI's taxonomy places the organism in Eukaryota, Fungi, Ascomycota, Pichiomycetes, Serinales, Debaryomycetaceae. The record is from the annotation of a GenBank genome assembly.
AUGGCUGACCCACAUAAUAGGUCAGAUCAUGUGAAGCGUCAUCGUACACCUUCAUCUUGCUCAGUGUGUCGCAAGAGAAAGUCCAAAUGUGACAGGGUCCGACCUGUUUGUGGCUCAUGUAAAAAGAAAUCCAUAGCCCAUUUAUGUUUCUACGAAGCUGAGAAUGGUGGUACUGGUAACGGCUUAAACGAUGGAACUCUUGUAAAUGAAUUUGUCUUGGCUCCGGAUAUCCCAUUUGUUGACCCAAAUAUACAACAUCAAGCCCCAAUUCAUCACCAAUUUCAACAUGUACCGAAUUCGAAUCAGGCCAAUAUAACUAGGCAACAACUUCCUAGAGGAGGAAUUAACCAACAUGGAGGAGUCACUCAAAUGGCAUUCGCCCCUACAAAUCAACUGUUGUAUGUUUAUGCUCCACCAAAUGGGACUGUAAGUGCUACAGGUGUAGACUCAACCUCUCAAAACCAUGUGCAUGUACGAAGCUUACCUCCACAGUCGCUUCAACAAACUUCUGGACAAAUCCAACUUUCUUCUUCUCAACAAGAAUCACAAUUUCAACGAGUCCAACAACAAGCGCAGCAGCAAUUUCAACCUCAAUUUCAACCACAAUAUCUGGCAUCAUCACAUCACCAAUAUUCUCAACCGCAUCAAUCUCCCCAAGCUCAACAUUCACAUGCACAUCCAAAUCAAACUCAAACUCAAACCCAAGCUCAACUUCAACCUCUGAAUCAACCUCAGCCUGUUCCGCCCGUUCCGCCAAUACAACAACUUCAUUCACACGCACUUCCUCUCACACACCAAUCACAACCGCAUUUUCAACAUCAACAGAACCAACAGCUUCAAUCACAGCCGGCUACACAACUCAAGCAGUCCCCAACACAAAAGCCCCGAAAAGUUAAAGACUCUCAACUAAACGAACUCUCAUCGAAGGGAACACAAUCUCAUUCCCACAAACAACACAUAAAGCAACGAUCCGUUACUGGCCCUAGCCCCUCUGUUGGAGAUGGUCAGACAAAGAGGACCAAAAUGCAACAUCAUGCUAAGGUCAAAAAUGGUUCAAGGUCUCAACAAAAAUCCGUGGAGACUGACAUAGUUAUUGACUCUAACCUGGCACACACCGGCGGGGUGACAAUACCGUCCAGUACCAGUAGUAUUGCUGGCAGCGGAAGUAUCGGUAGUGGUACACCAGAAUCAACUCCAGGUAGCCUGGGAAGUAGAUCGGGGGCUUCUGUGACCAAUGCGACCGGCGCAUCAAUUUCAUCAUCAUCAUCAUCAUCACUGCAUCAUCGCGGUCCACAGCCACUACCACUACCAGCACUGAAUUACAAUACCUCAACCAGUGCACCGGCACUUCAGCGUCCUGUUCUUCCUAAUACGUUCACCCCUCCACAAAACAAAAUGUUACCAUUAACCGGUAACGCUGAUAAAGAUCAUCAUGUGCAAUUAGCACCAUUAGAGAGAGAUAGUCCAGUCUUCCCUUCUCUCAACAAUCUACCCAGAACGGCACAUGGCCAACUGUUGAUAUCGAUUGUAAUUGGGCCCAACUCCACAUUAAAAGUUAACCCACAUGAUACAAUGGAUGUGUUUUCCCAUGGGAGUUACUCGAUGGUCAUCGAUGGUCCAAAUUGGCAACAGCAUGGUUCACUUUCAUAUACAGCUUUAACAAAGAGUGAUCCUUUCAUAAAAUUUCUUAGAUCAUAUGCUGUCAAUUUAUUCAAAUCCGGUGAAUUAUCAAAGUACUUUUUAACUGAAUAUUCCAAGAAGAGAAAAGCAAGUGUGGAUAAUACUGGGCUGUCAAAAAGAAAACACCUGCCCUUAGAUGACAACCCGGAUAAGACAUUGGAUCAUGGGACUGGCACCAAUGGUUACCCCCAUGUGAAAAAGGAGAACACCGAUGAAGAUGAAGAUGACGACAUUGGAAUUGAAGAUAGUCUUAUUGUAUCUAAGAUAAGUUUAUCGAAAGAGGCAUUAGCCAAGAAAGAUGCAGAAGCCAAGAUCAAGGUUACAAUCCCUGAGACCUUUCUUGGUAUAAAAUCAUUAAAUAAAAGUCAAAAGUCGCAGGAGGAGUUUUAUAAUGACGUGAUUAUCAAGUCAGUGUUAUUAGUAUUACCUUCUCAAAAGAACUUGUUUAUUUUAUUCUACAGAUAUUUCAAGUAUGUCCAUGCAUUCAUUCCAAUUAUUGAUGAGAACUCAUUCAUUAAAGAUUUGAAUAAAUUAUUUCCCGAAAGAUUUCCAAGGUUUAUUCAAGAAAAGUAUACAGAAAUAUCUAUUAGUCAUUCCCACGAUUUAAACACAUUAGCACUUUUGUUAUUGACUGUUAGAUUAGGAUAUAUGUCUAUGCUUCAUAACAAUGAAGGUAACAAUUCAAUAUAA